Messenger RNA from Scatophagus argus, 3575 nucleotides. RefSeq names its product gdnf family receptor alpha 1a (gene gfra1a). The transcript is spliced from 11 exons. Gene Ontology annotation, cellular component: external side of plasma membrane; signaling receptor complex. Gene Ontology annotation, molecular function: signaling receptor activity. The coding region runs from base 1687 to 3288 and encodes 533 amino acids. The record is from RefSeq and is a predicted model, not a curated record. Gene Ontology annotation, biological process: nervous system development. NCBI's taxonomy places the organism in Eukaryota, Metazoa, Chordata, Actinopteri, Scatophagidae.
UGUGUGUGUGUGUGGGCGGGCUGAUUUGCUGUGAUGGACGCUGGCAUCCUUGAUUGAUUGGGCCCUGCCUUCAGGCUAAGGCAGAGAUGGUCUUUGCUGUAGUCUGGUCCCGUAUAUUUAAUCACGUGGAUUAGCCACUGAAUAUGCCUUAUACGCAAUCGAUGAGCUGUAUGAAGCGUUACAAUGCAUCAUCAUGGCUGUUAUUGUAAUCAUACUGCGCUUGUUAGGUUUCCAAUUAUCUGAUUGUGAAUGGCUCCGACAGAAGCGUUUUGAAUGUGUUGCUCAUAUUUUCUUGAGACCCUAAUUUAAAGUAACAGCUUUGGAUGUAUCACAGGUAGUUUCUUAUAAUUACUUUGAACAGUGACGCUUACCUUAAACCACCAACAGAUGGCGACAGGCACACAGUGUCCACUCCUGUGUGUUUACUGAAGCCAGCUUUUGCCUCAGCGCAGCGCUGUCAGGCUGUCUUAGUUGACAAGUAUCAGAAAACACGUUUAGUAGAGGCUGUAUUUUACGUUACAACCCGUGAAGAGUGUCAUCAUCAAACACCCAACGCUUCUUCCCUCUUCACAGUUGUCAGCUAGCGUUGCAUAACACUUUUUUUUGUCAUUUGCAAAUGGGAUUAACAGUAUAGCAGACUGGGAGGAGCCACACGCAUGCUGGGAAUGUCAUGAAUAAACUGUGUGCAGCUGAAAUACGUGCACUUGUUUUGUCACUCCAGGUUAGAAGCGGAUUCAGAUCAAACAAACUGCCAUAUAAGCUACUCCACAUGUUGCUAUACUAAUCAUGUCAUAAAAAUACACUCGAGUCGUGCUCUUUGCUCUCUCCCUGUCAGCACAGCCACACUGAAAUGUAGCCGCAACCAGCCCAUACACCUCAUCAGCUUUCAUUUCAUCACAUUUUAAGUGCAGCCGCAUGCCCUGUUAUUUAGCGGGUCCAUGUGUGUUUUGUUGAAUUAAAAAAAUAUAUAUACAUUAUCUACUUUGGUUUCUUUUUAACCUUUGUGAGGGUUAUUAAAAGUAAACCCCAUGAAAAGACUGUAAUGACCCUUAAGAGACUGUAGUCAGUGUGCGAGUCAGCAGUGACGGUAACCUUUAAAAUUAUCAUGCUGCUGUGCUCAUUAGUGAGUCAAGUUAACUUAAAGCUAAUUCUGAGCUCCCGUUGUAAUAAUAAGGUGGUGAGUUUGCAGUACUGGGAAGGCCCAUCUUUGUAAAUUUAUAAUAAGAUUAGUGUAGUUUGGUGCGAGGGGGACGCUGGCACUCUCCUCCUGCUGAAUGCGCCAGACAGCAGUGGGGCUCCAGUUGGCUGUGUGCGCUCAGACGCACAGACGCAAGCAUCGCACUGGCUGGAGUUGGAGGACACUCGCCCGUCUCGCCUCCACCGCUGCUCUGAUCCCUUGUCUUUUGUCUCCCUGCGGUGAGAAGACCACCCGCACGGGAGAGGAAGAGAGAAAAGAGACUCUUCUUUUUGUGUACAGACUACGAAGAGUCGGAGAAACUGCAGAAUCGGGAGCUGGACACUUUUUGAAGGGGAAAUAAUUUCUCGCAUGAGGCGAGCUGGAUUUUGUUCUGUACAGCGUUGCGCACACUGCUGCGUCUUUUCAAUGGAUUUCAAUACAGUGGAAGUACCCUGGGAAUUAAACUGCUGUUAAGACGCUUUCAGUUAGCAAAUUUCCAACAAAGGUUUAUGUUUCACAUGGAGAGAAAGACGAUGAUCCUCGCAGUAUUCUAUGUCCUUCUGCCUCUUUUAGAUGUGUUGUCUUAUGCCGAGGAGAACUUGCGUGCUGGGGCCACCCGGCCGGACUGUGUGAGGGCCAGUGAGCACUGUCUGAAGGAGCAGGCGUGCAGCACCAAGUACCGCACGAUGAGGCAGUGCGUGGCCGGCGGCAAGGAGAGCAACUUCAGUAUGGUGGCCGGCCUGGAGGCCAAGGACGAGUGCCGGAGCGCCAUGGACGCGCUCAAACAGAGUCCUCUGUACAACUGCCGGUGUAAAAGGGGCAUGAAGAAAGAGAAGAACUGCCUGCGCAUUUACUGGGGCAUCUAUCAGACAUUGCAAGGUAAUGAUUUCUUGGAGGAUUCUCCGUAUGAGCCUGUGAACAGCCGCCUGUCUGACAUUUUCCGGUUGGCUCCCAUCAUAGAGGGUGGGGAACCUUGGAGCAACUCUGCCACUUCACCUCCAGGCAGGAGGGGCACCCAGGGAAGGGUAUCCCAUGGCAGAGAGCCCGCUCUGGGCAGAGGGAGCCCCUCCUCUACGGAACUUCAGGAUCCUAGUAGAAACAGGAGAGCUCAUCCCAAUUGGGCCAUACUGGGUGAGAUUCCAGUGGCCAGAGAGAAUAACUGCCUGAAUGCUGCCAAGGCCUGCAACUUGAAUGACACAUGUAAGAAGUACCGCUCGGCCUACAUCAGCCCCUGCACCAGCCGCGUCUCCACCGCUGAAGUCUGCAACAAGAGGAAGUGCCACAAGGCCCUGCGGCAGUUCUUUGACAAGGUUCCUCCAAAGCACAGCUAUGGCAUGCUGUUCUGCUCGUGUCCGCUGAGCGAUCAGACGGCGUGUUCCGAACGCAGGCGUCAGACCAUCGUCCCUGUCUGCUCGUACGAAGAGAAACAGAAACCCAACUGUCUCGAACUGCAGGCCUCCUGCAAGACCAACUACAUCUGCAGGUCACGACUGGCUGAUUUCUUUGUCAACUGCCAGCCGGAGCCUCGCUCGCUGUCAGGCUGUCUGAAGGAGAACUACGCAGACUGCCUCCUCGCAUACUCGGGUCUGAUUGGUACCGUGAUGACUCCCAACUACCUGCGCUCGCCCAAGAUCAGCGUCUCUCCGUAUUGCGACUGCAGCAACAGUGGCAACAACAAGGACGAGUGUGACAAGUUCACCGAGUUUUUCACAGAGAACACCUGCCUCCGAAACGCUAUUCAGGCCUUUGGGAAUGGGACAGAUGUGGGAGUGUGGCAGCCGAUGUCCCCUGUCCAGACCACCACAUCCACCACCACCCCCUACCAAAGGAGCCGUGAACGCAACCCCAACACCAUCGACAACCACAUCAACACAGACCCUGGCAUCUACCACUUCUGUGGCAGCCUACAGGCUCAGAAAUUGAAGUCAAACUCAACUGUUGACGGCGUCUUUUGUGUGGACCCUCAGAUAGAUGGUCCGAGUACGUCCAACGCCAUCCUGAGAAACGCAGCUGUCUCCAGAUGGCCUGCAGGCCUGGCCUCUCUGCUGCCCCCGCUGCUCUGGCUGUGGUACUGCAGCCUGCUGGCGCUCUCCUCGCUGGGCGUCUUGUAGCCCUGCUGCUCCACAGCAACAAACCACAACGGACUGACAGACACACAUUUGUAUAAAAGAAAAAGCAAAGCAAGAAGUUACAUCCUUUCUUCUCAGUAAUACCUGUUGUACUUUUAUUUCCCUCUGGAUUCUAUCUCUGUUUUGAUUCCUACCUUAAAUUUUUUUAGGAAUUUUUGGGAAGUUUAAUUGUUUGUUUUUUUGCAUUGCAGCUGUGUGCUAAACCAGUGAUCUGCUAUAUGUGCUAACUCAGUUUGGCUGUGUGUUCCCUUUGGGUUAAAAAACAAAAA